Molecule: messenger RNA, 1566 nt
Organism: Habropoda laboriosa
Lineage: Eukaryota; Metazoa; Arthropoda; Insecta; Hymenoptera; Apidae
Gene: Shmt
Product: serine hydroxymethyltransferase, cytosolic
Exons: 6
Coding region: 1-1566 (521 amino acids)
Biological process (GO): purine nucleobase biosynthetic process; tetrahydrofolate interconversion; L-serine catabolic process
Cellular component (GO): cytoplasm; cytosol; nucleus
Molecular function (GO): cobalt ion binding; serine binding; pyridoxal phosphate binding
Source: RefSeq, a predicted model, not a curated record
AUGAUUGCGAAUUGGUCGAAUUUAAAUCGGCGCGGCUUUCAAUUGGUUGAAAAUCUGAUAAUUGCUCGAACGCAGCGUAUAAAAGAACGUGUUAUUCAAGGAAAAGUACCAGAAGUCUUGAAAGUUUCGCAUUCGCAUUUUUCAACUACUUGUUGCAUACAUAAGCACAAUAUGACUGAAAUAAUUUAUAAGAAUGUCUGGGAAAUAGACUCAGAACUUUUUAAAUUAAUGAAAAAAGAGAAGAAGAGACAAGAGUCUGGUCUUGAAAUGAUUGCCAGUGAGAAUUUUACAUCUCUUAGCGUACUGCAAUGCUUAAGUUCUUGUCUUCAUAACAAAUAUAGUGAAGGAUUGCCUGGCAAAAGAUAUUAUGGAGGAAAUGAAUAUAUUGAUGAGAUUGAAUUAUUGGCACAAAAACGUGCUUUAGAAGCAUUUAAUUUAAAUCCAGAAGAAUGGGGUUGUAAUGUACAACCAUAUUCAGGAAGUCCAGCUAAUUUUGCUGUUUAUACUGGUUUAAUUGAGCCACAUGGUCGUAUAAUGGGAUUAGAUCUUCCAGAUGGAGGGCAUCUUACACAUGGUUUUUUUACUUCAACAAAAAAAGUUUCUGCAACAUCAAUAUUUUUUGAAUCAAUGCCAUAUAAAGUUAAUAUUGAAACAGGUUUAAUUGAUUAUGAUAAGCUAGCUGAAGAAGCAAGAUUGUUCAAGCCUAAAAUUAUUAUAGCAGGUGUAUCUUGUUAUAGUAGAUGUUUAAAUUAUAAGCGAUUCAGAGAAAUAGCAGAUGAAAAUAAUUCAUAUUUAUUUAGUGAUAUGGCACAUAUAUCAGGAUUAGUUGCUGCUGGAUUAAUUCCCAGUCCAUUUGAAUAUAGUGAUGUUGUAUCUACUACAACUCAUAAAACUUUGAGAGGACCACGAGCUGGUGUUAUCUUUUUCCGUAAAGGAGUUAGAAAUAUUGACCAAAAUGGUCAAAAAGUUAUGUAUGAUUUGGAAAAUAGAAUUAAUCAAGCUGUAUUUCCAGGUCUACAAGGUGGUCCUCACAAUCAUGCAAUUGCAGGAAUUGCUACAACAAUGAAACAAGUUAAAUUUCCAGAAUUUGUUCAAUAUCAAAAACAAAUUAUAGCUAAUGCAAAGAGACUAUGUUCAGGGCUUCAAGAGCACAAUUAUAAAAUCAGUACAGGUGGUACUGAUGUUCAUAUGUUACUCGUAGAUGUACGAUCUGCAGGUACUACAGGAGCUAAAGCAGAAAAAAUUUUGGAGAGUAUUUCCAUUGCUUGUAAUAAAAAUACUGUGCCUGGUGAUAAAAGUGCAUUGAAUUGUAGUGGUAUUAGACUUGGCACACCUGCAUUAACAACUCGUGGUUUAGUUGAAAAAGAUAUUGAUAAAGUUGUUGAUUUUAUACACAGAGGAUUGUUACUUUCUAAAGAAGUAUCUAAAAUUUCUGGUCCUAAACUUGUUGAUUUCAAUAGAGUAUUAAGUACUGAUGUUGAUGUAAAAGCAAAGGUUGCAGCUUUAAAGGAAGAAGUAGAAACUUUCUCUAGAAAAUUUCCCAUACCUGGUCUUGAAACAUAUUGA